Molecule: messenger RNA, 1506 nt
Organism: Schistosoma mattheei
Lineage: Eukaryota; Metazoa; Platyhelminthes; Trematoda; Strigeidida; Schistosomatidae
Source: the annotation of a GenBank genome assembly
AUGGGAUCAGUUCUCAGCCUUUUGGUAAUUGGUGCUGUACGUUUUGUACCAGUUGGAUUUUGUACAUAUAUAUUUGGUUAUACAAUAUCUGCUUAUUCAUUAUUGAUGAUUUUUUUAAUUGUUCGUCUAUGGAUUCAUAUUAUGAGUUUGAAAUAUGCAUAUUGGUGGAAAAAUGAUGUAUUCAACCAAAGUCAUUUAUUAAGCCAUGUAACAUUUACAAUUAUCCUAUGCAUUUGUUUAUUUAUUUUAAUAUGCAUCAUUUGUUUAAAUUCAUCAUUGAGAAAUUCAACAAGUCAAUGGCAAAGUACAAUACAAUUUAUUGUUGAAGCAUUAUUUGUAUUAUUAUCAGAUUGUUUAACUGAAUUAUAUGGAUUCAUAAUUAUUAUGUUAAUCAUAAUAAUGAUAGGAAAUAGUUUAUUAUGCUUUCUAUCUGUAUAUAGUUUAUUACAUAUAUUUGCUAUGGUUGAACCAAUUCGAUUGAAAUUUACUGGAUGUUUGGAUUUUCGACAAAUCGGUUGGAUUCAGUAUGGAUUUUUACCUGUAUAUUUAUUAUAUUGUAUAUGGAUUAUUCGUUUUUAUUCAAGUUUUUGUCAAAUCUUUACAACAAUAUUCAUUUCUAAUUGGUAUCGUUCAAGUGAAUCUACAUACAAAUUGAAAACAAUCAAUCUUAUCAUUCAAAUUUUUCAUACAAUUUUAUAUCAAUUUAUUGGAAGUUUAAGUUUAGCCUCUUUAUUAAGUUAUAUUACAUGGCCAUUACUUCAAUUAUUAUGUUUAUACAGAAUUAUUAAUUAUAUAAUAAAACAUAAAAAAGUAUCCAUUUUAAAAUCUACAUCGAAAUGGGAACAGAAAUUACAAAAUUUCGAAUGGCAAAUUCAUCAUUUAGAUUGUAAUGUGUUUACAUUAAUUAUUAUUGAAAAACAAUCAUUUUACAAAUCAUGGAAACAAUUAAAUUCUAGUUUAGUAACUAUUCAAUCAUUAAAUAAUAUAAUAGAAUUAAUUCGAUGGUCAGAAGUUUUAUUAACAUUAGCUAAAUUAGCUAGUUCAGCGAUAGCAACAAUGUUUGGAUUAAUUUAUUUCUCUCUGAGACCGCCAACAUUAAUUGCAUUUCCUAUCAUAGCAAUUAUCUCAUUUGUAUUUUGUUAUUUUAUUUCAAGUGUUAUACUUGCCACUUUACAACAUAUACUAUCUACAAUUGUAAUUUGUUAUUGUUUACAAGAAUGUAAAUUUGCUGAAGAUGAACUAUUUGGUCGUGAAUCUAAAUUUAUUUUUCGGCAUGAAAAUUUCAAGUGUCAUUUGGUCAAAUUGUUAAAUACCACCAAUUCAAAGCCUAAUACAUUACGUAAUGGAUGUAUAACAGAUAAAUUUCAUAAUCAAUUAUCUGAUUCUUUUCAAAAUUAUCGAAAUCUUGAUAUACAAUGGAUAGAGAAUUCAGAGGAUGAUUAUAGUGUAAAAGGAUUUACAUUGAAUCCUCCAUUACCAAAGAAAAAAAUCAUUUGUAUACAAUAA